Messenger RNA from Chroicocephalus ridibundus (black-headed gull), 2404 nucleotides. RefSeq names its product potassium voltage-gated channel subfamily A member 10 (gene KCNA10). Gene Ontology annotation, cellular component: membrane; voltage-gated potassium channel complex. Gene Ontology annotation, molecular function: protein binding; delayed rectifier potassium channel activity. Gene Ontology annotation, biological process: protein homooligomerization; potassium ion transmembrane transport. The coding region runs from base 355 to 1905 and encodes 516 amino acids. The record is from RefSeq and is a predicted model, not a curated record. The transcript has 3 exons. NCBI's taxonomy places the organism in Eukaryota, Metazoa, Chordata, Aves, Charadriiformes, Laridae.
UAUAAGCCCGGCGGCGCUGGGGCCCGAGCCAGAGGCCGGCUGGUAGCCAGGCGUGAAGAAAGGGCACGUCCCCUCUCUCCCUCGUCCCCCGCCGAUGCCUUCCGCGGGGCGAUGCCGGCCGUACCUGCCGCUGCAACCCAUCCCGGCCACCCCGAGGGGGGACGGAGAUGUCCCACAUGGUGGUGGCGCAGUGGCUGUCCCCUCCUGGAAAGGAGCCCGCUGUACCCACGGCCACCGGCGACAGAUGCGGAGAGCGUUGGCACUUCCAUGUCCCGUGCGGAUCCUCAUAGCGUGGGAAAGACGCAAGCUGCCGGCAUCCGACCUGGGGAUUUAUGCUGUUAAUCUGAUUAGUGUAUGAUGGACGUGUCCAGUUGGAAGGAGAUGGAGGUGGCACUAGUCAGUUUUGACAACGCUGAUCAGAUCGUGGAGGAUCCCUGUUAUUCAAACGACCUCAGCCCCGCCGGCCAGUCGCGGAAAGGCCAUCCCAGCUGCGCCAACCUCCUCUCCAACUUGAGAAUCCUCAUCAACAGCGAAAACGCCAACAAUGAGACCAUUUUCUCCAGGUUCUCUGCCGAGUUCAGCGAGCACCUGGUGGGGGAGAGGGUGGGCAUGGAUGAGGGGGAUCAACGAGUCAUCAUCAACAUCGCUGGGCUGAGGUUUGAGACGCGGCUCAAGACCCUCAACCAGUUCCCCGAGACCUUGCUUGGGGACCCGGAAAAGAGGAUGCGUUACUUCGACUCCAUGAGGAAUGAAUAUUUCUUUGAUAGGAACAGGCCCAGUUUUGAUGGGAUCCUGUACUACUACCAGUCUGGUGGGAAAAUACGGCGUCCAGCCAACGUCCCCAUCGACGUCUUUGCUGAUGAAAUCACCUUCUAUGAGCUGGGUGAUGAAGCCAUGGACCAGUUCAGGGAGGAUGAAGGGUUCAUUAAGGACCCUGAGACCCUCUUGCCAACCAAUGACUUUCAUAGGCAAUUCUGGCUGCUCUUCGAGUACCCCGAAAGCUCCAGUGCGGCCAGGGGUGUAGCUUUGGUCUCCGUCCUGGUCAUUGUCAUCUCCAUCAUCAUCUUCUGCAUGGAGACUUUGCCGGAGUUCAGGGAGGAAAGGGAGUUUAAGUCCACCCAGGAGCUUUCUAAGAAUCUGACAGAAACCUUGCUGGCCCACAGCACCUUCACAGACCCUUUCUUCGUCAUAGAGACUGCCUGCAUCAUCUGGUUCUCCUUCGAGCUGUUCGUCCGGUUCAUCGUGUGCCCCAGCAAGACCGAGUUCUUCAGGAACAUCAUGAACAUUAUCGACAUUGUGUCCAUCAUUCCCUACUUCGUGACGCUCACCACCGAGCUGAUCCAGCAGAGCGAACUCAACGGGCAGCAGAACAUGUCCUUGGCCAUCCUGCGGAUCAUCCGGCUGGUCAGGGUCUUCCGCAUCUUCAAGCUCUCCCGGCACUCCAAGGGGCUACAGAUCCUGGGGCAGACCCUCAAGGCCAGCAUGCGGGAGCUGGGCUUGCUUAUCUUCUUCCUCUUCAUUGGUGUCAUCCUCUUCUCCAGUGCCGUCUACUUCGCAGAAGUGGAUGAGCCGCAGUCCCAUUUCUCCAGCAUCCCCGAUGGCUUCUGGUGGGCCGUGGUCACAAUGACAACCGUUGGCUAUGGAGACAUGUGUCCCACCACCUUGGGUGGGAAGAUCGUGGGGACUCUGUGCGCCAUUGCAGGGGUAUUGACCAUUGCGCUGCCCGUCCCCGUCAUCGUCUCGAACUUCAACUAUUUCUACCACAGGGAGACGGAGAACGAAGAGAAGCAAAUUCUGCCCGGGGAGGUGGAGCGGAUACUCACCAGUGUGGUGACGGGAACCGGCAGCAUGGAGUCGCUCAAUAAGACCAAUGGGGGUUACCCUCGAGACAAGGCCAAAAAAUGAUGGUCGAGGCCAUGACGGGACUAGGCCCUGUCAGGUGGGAUUGGCUGGAAAAGGUACAAAACAUCUGCACGUUAUGACUUUUUUUUUUUUAAACCAAAUGUGCUGCUGCUUUUUUUGGUUUUGUUGUUUUGUUUUUUUUUUCUAGACAUUUUUCAAUCUCUGGUUUCCUGUGGCUAUUCAAAUAAAUACCAUCUUUCUUAUCUCUCUUCCCUGCCCAUCAGUCUGUUUUUUAUUAUUUGAUGCUCAGCUGCUUGACAUUUCGCUUCUCUGUCCGUGGCGUCAGAGCGGAGUUUCCCAUACACAGAGAUUUCCCCCAUUUUCCGGAGGGGGGAAAAAAAGGGCAAAAUGACAUGAAAGGCUUUUGCUCGGUGGCACCCAGCUGUCCAGGGAUGAAGGUGAGUCCAGCUCCCCGCUUUUCUUAAUCCAUUUUAAAUAGUUCCUCCCCACCCACCACCGCUCAGGAUCUGGGGUUCUGCCCAAUUCCCAGACCUGGGGAUUG